UAACUCCGCUCUGAAAGUAUCCAGUUACACAUACACAGAACCAGAGCGAGCAUUUAAGAGGGCCACUAUGUAACAGGUAGUUUAGAGCGUACAAGAAAGCAAACGCUCAGAAAACAGACAACUCGCAAAAAGGACAACAGAGAGGGAGGGAGAGGAGAAAGUUUGAGUAGAAGAGGAGAUAACCAGUCCCUGUUGUGCUACAGAGUAUAUGAGGAGUCGAGUGAAGGGCACAAGAGUGAAGAACAGUCUGCUUCAUAAAGGACAUUACAGCCCUACUUAAAGAAAAUUGUAUCAUUAUCCAUUGAGCUUCAUCUGACUUGCAGUGUUGCAGGCGGUGCUUGUAUAAUGGCAGAGGCUCAUCAGGCAGUGGCGUUUCAGUUCACCGUCACACCUGAUGGCAUUGACCUACAGUUGAGCCGCGAGGUUCUCAAACACAUCUACCUAUCUGGAGUGACAUCAUGGAAGAAACGGGCCAUCCGCUUCAAGAAUGGCGUUCUCACAGGUGUGUACCCCGCCAGUCCCUCCAGCUGGUUAAUUGUAGUUAUUGCAAUAAUGAGCACCAUGUAUGCCAGGAUCGACCCCUCUAUGGGCAUGAUUGACAAGAUCAAAACUUCUCUACCUGUGAGUGAAUUUAUGACCGUUCAGACUCAGACGGUGUUGAGUGCCAUCCUGUUUGCCACAGGCCUGUGGUUAUCAUUCAUCUUUUUGCUGCGGUACAUCCUGAAAGCUCUCCUUUCCUAUCAUGGAUGGAUCUUUGAGUCACAUGGCAAAAUGAGCGUCUCUACUAAAGUCUGGCUGUGUCUUGUAAAGCUGUUGUCUGGGCGGCGACCGUUGCUCUACAGCUUCCAGGCUUCUCUGCCCCAUCUGCCAGUACCGAGCAUUGAUGACACAAUCAACAGGUAUCUUGAAUCAGUUCUACCUCUUCUGGAUGAUGAGCAAUAUAAACAGAUGGAGACUCUUGCUAAUGACUUCAAAAGGGAUCCUGCACCCAAACUCCAAAAACACCUCAAACUCAAAUCCUGGUGGGCCACAAAUUAUGUGAGUGAUUGGUGGGAGGAGUACAUCUACCUGAGAGGACGGGACCCCAUCAUGGUCAACAGCAACUUCUACACAAUGGAUUUGCUCUAUGUGAUCCCUACACACAGACAGGCUUCACGGGCGGCAAACAUAGUCCAUGCCAUGUUGCAGUAUCGGCGUAAACUGGAGCGAGGAGAACUUACUCCGCUGAGAGCUCUUGGGAUUGUCCCAAUGUGCUCUUUUCAGUACGAGAGGAUGUUCAACACCACCCGUAUUCCUGGCAUAGAAACUGAUUUCGUGCAGCAUCUGAAGGACAGGAAGCACUUGGUUGUGUACCAUCGAGGGCGUUUCUUUAAGGUGUGGCUGUACUAUGGUGGUCGCCACCUUUGGCCUUCUGAGCUUGAGUUGCAGUUUCAACGUAUCCUGGAUGACAAGUCUGAACCCCAACCCGGAGAGAUCAAGCUCCCCUCACUGACCGCCGGAAACAGGGUUCCCUGGGCCAGGGCCCGUUUGAAGUACUUCAAUGAGGGGGUCAACCGGGCGUCUCUGGAGGCCAUUGAAACGGCUGCAUUUUUUCUGACUCUGGAUGAUGAAGCGCAUGGAUAUGAUCCAGAGAACAUACGAUCCCUAGACCUCUACGCCAAAUCACUACUACAUGGAAAGUGUUAUGACAGGUGGUUUGAUAAAUCCGUCACUUUGAUUGUCUACAAGAAUGGUAAAAUUGGCGUCAACACUGAGCAUUCAUGGGCUGAUUCCCCUAUCGUAGGACAUAUGUGGGAGUAUGUUUUAGCUACAGACUGUUUUCAACUCGGUUAUACGGCGGAGGGACAUUGCAAAGGAGAUAUCAACAAAAGCCUGGCACCCCCUACCAGACUACAGUGGGACAUCCCAAAAGCAUGCCAGGAGAUUAUUGAAGGUUCUUACAUGAUUGCAAAGAGAAUUGCUGACGAUGUGGAUUUCCAUGGCUGCUUGUUUAAUGAGUUUGGGAAGGGCCUGAUAAAGAAAUGCAGAACAAGUCCUGAUGCUUUUAUCCAGCUGGCACUGCAACUAGCUCACUACAGGGACAAGGGUGAAUUCUGUCUGACUUACGAAUCAUCCAUGACGCGCAUGUUCCGCGAGGGCCGGACAGAAACCGUGCGCUCAUGCACCUGCGAGUCUUCGGCUUUUGUAAAAGCAAUGGAGGAUGAAAGAGCCACGAAUGAGCAACGGUUAGUGCUCUUCAAGAAAGCUUCAGAUAAACAUCAGAACAUGUACCGUCUGGCCAUGACUGGAGCUGGGAUCGACCGCCAUCUCUUCUGCCUCUACAUUGUGUCCAAAGUAAUGGGCAUUGACUCACCCUUCCUCAAACAGGUUUUGUCAGAGCCCUGGCGCCUCUCCACCAGUCAGACCCCUCAACAGCAGCUCAAUCUCAUCGACAUUCAGAAGUUUCCCACAUAUGUGGGAGCCGGAGGCGGCUUUGGGCCCGUUGCUGAUGACGGAUAUGGAGUUUCUUACAUUAUUGUUGGCGAGAAUCUCAUUACAUUCCACAUUUCCAGCAAGUUCUCCAGCCCUGAAACGGACUCGUUCCGUUUUGGGCAGAACAUCAGACAGGCCAUGCUGGACAUAAGAGCUCUGUUCAACCUAAAAGAGAAGAAGAUGUGACUCCCUAAAAACAGGAAGAUGCAACUUCAAACUGACCCGAACUGAAAGCACCAUUUUAAAGAUAAUAAUCUGAACAAACACCACAAAUAGCAACCAGUAGGUUAUGUUAGUAUUAAAUAAACCUGUAAAUAUAUUGUAGUUAUUAAUAGUAAAAAAUGCUUGUGAUGAAUCAAUGCACUAAAUAUUUUAGAGCAAAGGGGUAAAAUAAAGUGUAUAAAAUAAUACUGUAUUUAUUUGUAAAUAUAUUAGCAUCUAGUUUUUGGCAGAUGACUGUAAAUAUUCUAUUUGUGCAUAUUUACUUCUAGAAUGUACAAUUUACUGUGCACUUAUUUAAACUGUAAAACUACACAAUAAAAUCUGGAUCUCAAGAAUUAAAAA
Messenger RNA from Carassius gibelio (silver crucian carp), 3036 nucleotides. Its product is annotated as carnitine O-palmitoyltransferase 1, liver isoform. The record is from RefSeq and is a predicted model, not a curated record. Gene Ontology annotation, biological process: carnitine metabolic process; fatty acid metabolic process. The transcript is spliced from 19 exons. The coding region runs from base 346 to 2658 and encodes 770 amino acids. Gene Ontology annotation, cellular component: mitochondrion. Lineage: Eukaryota; Metazoa; Chordata; Actinopteri; Cypriniformes; Cyprinidae. Gene Ontology annotation, molecular function: carnitine O-palmitoyltransferase activity.